GUUGUGAUGGAGAAUACCAAUGGGAGCCGGAAUUACUCCCACCCUGUCGUUCUCCCCGCCUCUACAAAGCAUGUCUGCCGUCUGUGGGGUUGCUUCGGCAGUGCAGUUGCAGAUACGGGCGGGUCGCCUCGACCCGAAGUUAUAUGGUCGACUGUGUCUUCUCUUUCCCAGACGUCUAGGUGAUAUAAAUCCGCCAUUGAGCAUCGUCGGAGGUCACGCGCCCGUAAUCAGAAGCAGCGGGAUCUCAAAGAAAGGCCACAAGGGCACGGAAGCAGCAGCAGCGCCCUCAGGUCGGCAAGAUGGCUGGCGGCGCCGUCGUCUCGGCGAAUCCUCUGCGGCUCGAUAUCCUCAGCCACAGGAAGUGCCUUGCCAUCUGCUGCAUCAUCACCGUCUCCAGCUUCCAGUACGGCCUCGACUACGCCCUCGUGGGCGGCUUCAUGGCCAUGCCUGGGUUCCUGCAGGUCUUCGGGUACUACGACGAGGCCAAUGCCAGAUGGGCCAUCAAUCCCACCGUUCAGCAGCUCAUCUCCUCUCUCAUGACCAUCGGCACGUUCAUCGGAUCGCUUCUCGUCGGGCCGUUCAGCGCGAGAUUCGGCCGCAGGCACGGCCUCUGGGCGGCCUGCGCCCUGAACUACGUGUCGACGGCGAUCAUGAUCGGAGCGACAAAUUUCGGAGCGCUGUACUUUGCGCGAUUCCUCCUCGGCAUCUCGGUCGGCUGGUUCCUCACCUUCGCGCAGGUCUACAUCAGCGAAGCCGCGCCGGCCCAUCUGCGCGGCGUCGUGUUUGCCAUCUACCAGACGCAGCUCUCGGUGGGCUCCAUCGUCGGGGCGGCCGUCGACUACGGCACCAGCGAGGUCGUGGGGAAGGAGGCGUACCGCAUCCCGCUCGCCGUAUUUUUCGCCGCGCCCACCGUCCAGUCGGUCGCGCUCUUCUUCUUCCCGGAGAGCCCGCGCUGGCUGAUGAUACACGGCGACGAGAAGCGCGCCGAGGCCUCCCUCCGCGCGCUCCGCAACAGCAGCAUCGACGAGGGCGAGUUCCAGGCCGAGUUCAACGAGAUCCGGGCGUCCACGGCAGAGCAGAUCAGCCAGCACGCCGGGAAGCAGCUGUGGAUCGAGAUGUGGAAGGGCACUGAGCGUCGCCGGACGCUGCUCUCUAUCGCCAUCAUCUGCUUCCACUGCGCUAAUGGCUCUUCCUGGCUGAACAUCUACACGACGUAUUUCCUAACUGUCGCCGGUGUCACGGAGGCGUUUGCGUACUCUGUAAUGGUGACGUGCAUGGGCCUCAUCGGGGUCCUGACCAGUCUCUUCAUCGUCCGUUUCAUCGGCCGUCGUCCCAUCGUCCUGAUCGGCGUCGCUGCUUGCGGUCUCUGCCAGCUCGCCUUCGCCGUGGCGUGGACCACGGCCGCAGGAACCACCCCGGCCGCCAAGGCCAUAGUCGCCUUCAUCUCCGUCUUCACCUUCUUCUACGUCGCCUACGCUCCCUACGCCUGGCUGAUGGGCGGCGAAUACCCCAACAACCAUCUCCGAAGCCACACCGUCGGUCUCGGCACGGCGCUGAAUUUCCUCGGAAACUGGCUGGGCGUGUUCACGGCGCCCUACUUCAUCAACCCGGCGAGCCUGGGAUGGAGCGCCAAAUACGGCUACAUCUGGUUUGGGGCCAACGCGAUCCUGUUCGUCUUCACCUGGUACUUCAUCCCGGAAACCCGCGACCGCACGCUCGAGGAGAUCCACGAGAUGUUCGAGGCCGAGGUCCCGGCGCGGAAGUUCAAGACCUACGUCUGCGUCACCACACAAGCGAUGGCGGCGGCGGCGGCGAAGAAAGAAUCGGUCGCGGCCCACGUGGAAGAAGCUUCGAGAGACGGAGAUGCGAGGGAAUGAGGAUUCUCUUACCUCCUAAUCUGCUCGAAUUGAAUAUGCUCUCGCCAUAUUGAUGGGUUUCCUUCUCCUCUCCACGCGAGACCCAUCGAAAACGGAAAAAAAGACAAGGUCACAAUUGUAGCAUCACCACCACCACCACCACCACCACCACCACCACCAUCA
Messenger RNA from Durotheca rogersii, 2039 nucleotides. RefSeq names its product MFS transporter. The transcript is spliced from 7 exons. Gene Ontology annotation, biological process: transmembrane transport; carbohydrate transport. The coding region runs from base 300 to 1877 and encodes 525 amino acids. NCBI's taxonomy places the organism in Eukaryota, Fungi, Ascomycota, Sordariomycetes, Xylariales, Xylariaceae. The record is from RefSeq and is a predicted model, not a curated record. Gene Ontology annotation, cellular component: membrane. Gene Ontology annotation, molecular function: carbohydrate:proton symporter activity.